This is a messenger RNA of Daldinia childiae, 1797 nucleotides long. RefSeq names its product Lysine-tRNA ligase, mitochondrial. Bases 1 to 1797 code for a protein of 598 amino acids. Gene Ontology annotation, biological process: mitochondrial lysyl-tRNA aminoacylation. The transcript has a single exon. Gene Ontology annotation, molecular function: lysine-tRNA ligase activity; ATP binding; tRNA binding. Gene Ontology annotation, cellular component: cytoplasm; mitochondrion. The record is from RefSeq and is a predicted model, not a curated record. NCBI's taxonomy places the organism in Eukaryota, Fungi, Ascomycota, Sordariomycetes, Xylariales, Hypoxylaceae.
AUGGAUAACGGGCAGUACUUGAAGUUUCUGCGCCCAUAUCUGUUCCAAAUACCAUCACCCCGGGCACCUGUCUAUGCACGGUUCUUUUCUGCCGGUUAUCGUGAUCCAGCAAGGAGUAAGACCUCACAUAGCCCAAAGCUACACAAUGUAUCCCGGCACAGAUGUAUACAUAGCUCAGUACCCAAGAGAUCUGCAACGGCCAAUUCUAAUGCACCCACGAGUGAUCCGGUAGCCCUAAUCACCCAUCAAGUUAAUGUUGAUCUCCGGGUUCAGAAGUUAAAAGAAUACAAUGUGCUUCGUUACCCAAGACUUGGCUCCCGGCCUAACCGAAUAAGCAUACCUAGCUUCCAAGAAAGGUACCGAGAUGUAGCCACUACACCAGCCUCUGAGGAGGUUGUUCUAGAGGGUCGGGUCAUGUCAGUAAGAAGGUCUGGGUCGAAGCUAGUCUUUCUCUCCAUUAUGGGUGGAUAUCAACGAGUCCAAAUCAUGAUUAGUCUGAGUCAGCUUUCAGAUCCAAAACCUGAACUCCAGCAGUUCAAGGACGCUCUCCAUCCAUUCCUUCGUGGUGAUAUUGUCUCGGCCAAAGGUACGGCAAUACGAACAGACUCCGGUGAACUAACAUUAAAGGCAACCGAGCUCCCCACACUGCUUAGUCCUGGCCUAGCACCACUUCCUGAGAAGUUGGUCAACCAGGAGACCAUGGUUUUGAAUAAGCAUUUGGAUCUGCUCGUUAACCAACGGACCUCGGAUACAUUUCGCCUUCGCUCUAAUAUCAUUAAGUGCAUGCGAGAUUUCUUCCACGAGAAAGACUUUGUAGAAGUUCAAACCCCUGUCUUAGCAGACUACGCCGGUGGGGCAGCAGCCCGCCCAUUUUUGACCUCAGCUACAGAGUUUGCUCAAAAAGAGCUUGCUUUGCGGGUCGCUCCCGAGCUAUGGCUCAAGCGCCUAGUCGUCGGUGGAAAUGAUAAGGUCUUCGAGAUUGGCCAAUGCUUUCGAAACGAGGGUAUCGAUACUACCCAUAAUCCAGAAUUCACCAUGUGCGAGUUCUAUUCUGCUUAUUCCAACCUAGGCGAUUUGAUUUUGAUGACUGAGGGCCUAAUAACCCGUCUUGUCAAGCAUGUUGAACACCUUGCGGAGACUCAACUUAAGUCCCUUGAGAAGUCGAAAAUACAACUGCCUCAGGAAAAGUGGAAACAGGUUGAGUUUAUUCCAGCAUUAGAAGAGGUCCUAGGAAUCCAAUUCCCAGAUCUCUCAGGAGAUGAUGCGCUUCCCACGCUCAUAGAACUCCUAGACGGUCGAACGAAUUUCGCUCAAGGGUCUCAGUUGACACUAGCCAAGCUUCUAGACGAUCUUGCUGGCGAAUAUCUAGAGCCGUCGUCUCAUGAUGAGCCUCUUUUCAUUAUUCAUCAUCCUGCUUGCAUGGCGCCCCUCUCCAAAUCCUUUACAUGUCCUAAGACCGGCCAACUCGUAUCCGCUCGUGCAGAGUUAUUCAUACAAGGUCGCGAAAUUGCUAAUAUGUACGAGGAGGAAAACGACCCGUUCGAGCAGAAGCGUAAGUUUGAGUUGCAGCUUGAGUCACAGAAGGACAAGCCAACAACAGCAGGCGAGGGGUCCGCCGAAGUAGACGAGAGCUACGUCCACGCCUUGCAGCACGGACUACCGCCCACAGGGGGAUGGGGUUGCGGUGUUGAUAGGCUGGUCAUGAUGUUCUCUGGAGCGCCGAGGAUUAGUAAUGUCCUCAGUUUCGGGACUUUGAGGAAUGUUGUCUCGAUACGCCAAGCUGCUAAAGAUCACUAA